Molecule: messenger RNA, 4607 nt
Organism: Periophthalmus magnuspinnatus
Lineage: Eukaryota; Metazoa; Chordata; Actinopteri; Gobiiformes; Gobiidae
Product: threonine synthase-like 1
Exons: 3
Coding region: 145-2307 (720 amino acids)
Biological process (GO): amino acid metabolic process
Cellular component (GO): cytoplasm
Molecular function (GO): pyridoxal phosphate binding
Source: RefSeq, a predicted model, not a curated record
CCCGUAGCUGUUUACUUUUUUACUCUCUUCCGCUCAUGUGUGGCUGCUGCGUGGACCGCCAAAUCUUUUUUAAACUGGUCAUUUAUUGAAACGUUUUAGCGGGAUUACGAUUUUCAGGAAAAUUUGCUGCUCCUCUCCACUACCAUGUUGCGUUGUGCAUUUCAACGCCUUCUCUGUCCCCCUCCAAUAUACCGCCGUAUCCACUGGCUAUAUCUCUCUACCAGCACCCCUAACAGAGGCUCUCUUCUGGGGGACAAAAACAUUCUGCUCAUGGGCCCUCCCGGAGCUGGCAAAACCACUGUGGGCCGAAUACUCGCUCAUAAACUUGGACUACCCGCAGUUGACAUUGACGACGAUGUAUUGGAGCCGACCUGGAACAUGCCUGUAGCCGCAAAACUAGCUUCAGUGGGUGGGCAAAGAUUUCUUGAAGAGGAGGGUAAAGCCUUGUGCAAUUUCUCUGCUUCCGGAUGUGUAAUUUCUCUCAGUGGUUCCAACCCGCUGGACACUCUGGCAAUGCAACACAUCAAACGAAGCGGUAUUGUCGUUUACUUAGACGUUGAUGCAGAGGACAUUAUUCAAAGACUUGCAAGAAUGAAAGUUAACAGAGUAGUUGGCCAGGAAGCAGGGAUACCAAUGAAGAAUAUAUUACGCUAUCGUAAACAGUUUUAUGAAAAAUGGUUUGACAUUCGAGUGCUGUGCGGAAGAGGUGAGACCGUUUUGGAAGUCGCAGACAAGGUUUUAAAUGUUUUGGAGCGGUAUAACAAUCCUGAUAAGUAUAUUUCAACACGAAGCAACGAUGCAUCUAAAAGUGUAUAUUUCAGUGAUGUUGCCGUCGUCGGAAUGGCCAAAGAUGGUGGUCUCUACGUACCCCAAAAUGGUUUCCCAAAACUGGAAGCUAAUGAGUGGGUACGGCUAGUUGACAAGCCAUACCAUGAACGUGCUUUUGUUUUGCUGGAAAAGUGUAUACACCCACAUGACAUUUCUGGCCCAGAUUUGAAAGCGAUGGUGAUGAAAGCCUACGGGUCAAAUUUUGCCAGUGAAGACGUUGCACCCGUUAGACACUUAAUGGGCAAUCAGUACAUCCAGGAGUUAUUCCAUGGUCCCACGGCAUCGUUUAAAGAUCUAGCGUUACAACUGAUGCCCCAACUGUUUGCUCAAUGCCUUCCUCCCAUGUGUAACUUUCUAGUAUUGGUUGCUACAUCCGGGGACACAGGAAGUGCAGUGCUGAGUGGUUUUAGUGGAUUGAAAGAUGUGCAUAAACAUAAAACAGGAGUGCUGGUGUUUUUCCCUGGCGAUGGAGUGAGUGAGAUCCAGAGGAGGCAGAUGACGGGACUGUGGGAGGGAAACGUUCGAGCGGUCAGUGUGGGGGCAGACUUUGACUUCUGCCAGAGGAGCAUAAAGCAGAUGUUCGGGACACCAGAGCUCACAGGACACUUAGCUGUGGAAUACGGGACGCUCCUCAACACCGCCAACUCCAUCAACUGGGCACGGCUACUGCCACAGGUUGUGUACCACACCUCCUCCUAUCUGGACCUAUGCCGCGGGGGCGUCAUCAGCUUCGGCGAUCCUGUGGAUGUGUGCAUUCCGACUGGCAACUUCGGCAAUGCCAUGUCAGCCAUCUAUGCCAAGAGCAUGGGCCUACCAAUCCGAAAAGUCAUCUGUGCAUCCAACCACAACUGCGUUAUCACGGACUUCAUCACUACCGGAUCCUACAACCUCCACAAUCGCCCUCUCUUACCCUCCAUCUCCCCCGCUAUAGAUAUCUUGAAAUCCUCCAACCUUGAGCGAUUUAUCUACCACACUUCCCAUGGAGACAGUCAUCUUGUCAAGGAGUUGUUCACAUCAUUAGAUCGACAGCAGCACUUUAGCGUGUCGGAAAAACUUCUUGAAAAUAUUCAAGAAGAUGUAUCAGCUGGUAGCUGCUCGGAAAACGAAUGCUUGGAAGCUAUCCGCGCAGUUUAUGAAAAUACAGGAUACAUAAUGGACACUCACACUGCUGUGGCUAAAGUGGUAGGCGACAGGUUGCAAGAUGAUUCUUGCCCCUUGAUUAUUAGUGCCACUGCGCACUACGGGAAGUUUGCACCUGCAGUGUUCAAGGCUCUGGGAAUUUCGGGCAUUCCAGAAGAUCCAGCGGAGCAGUUGAAGCAGCUGAAUGGAUUAGCAGGAGAACCAGGGAUGCACACAGAGCUGUUGAAGUGCCUAGAUGAAGGUAGUGAACAAGGGCAGAGGGGCUGUGAGGCGGACUAUGAAAAGAUGGUGGAGGAGGUGGAGGAUAUGAUACAGGAGUCGUUCUUAAAAGUUGUUUGAAUUCAGGUACAGGCCUUUUAAUGUGUCAAGAACAUGUUCUAGUUUGAACUUUUGGCCUUUUGGUCUACUUAGUCCUUUUUGCCACUGUGAUAUUGCACCAUGACACAGAAACUGUCUGGGAUAGUGUCAUGUUUCCUUAUAAGCUCCAAUUUCUGCCUAAUAUUGGCUCUAUUGUCACUAUUGAAAAUGCAAAUGUCUGGGAUAGUGUCAGGGAGUUUCAUUCAGUAUUAGUUUUUACCUGAGAAAAUGCUAUGUAAAAUGAAUCUAUUAUAUUUUACAGUCUCAAUUUAUAUCUUACUUAGUAGCUUUUACCAAAAAAUGAGUGGUGUAAAGAUCAAUUAUGUUGACAUUGAACUAAAAUCAGGUACUGGCCUUUUAAAGUUCAUCUAUACUUUUAAUAAUUCUAUGUGCAUUGUUACUCAUUUAUACUUGUACUUGUAUGUAUUUUGCCAUAUAAUGCAAUUACAGAUGGCACAUUUUCACUUGUUUUACAGCAUUAACGAAAAAAAAAGAAGGGAAAUUGUUAUUUAAAUCAAGCUAAAUGGCAAGCUAGAUGUUGUUUACAAAUAAAAAAUAAUAAUUAUUAUUUUGUAGUGUAUGGAACAGUGAAAAUUCAAACAUUAGGAAUUCAAAGACAUCACAGAGACUAACCAGAUACAUGGUGGUUAAUAUCCAUGACAUGGUUGGUUUAAGUCCAAAAAGGAAAAUUUAAAACACAAGAAUUGGCUAAAUGUUUUAACUUACUGGUAAGUAAUAACUUACAGAUUUUAAAUACAAUUAUAGGUCUUGUGGGCAUUAGUUACCACAUAGCUGAUUACCUUUGAACAAGCUUUCAAACUUUUUUCCUUCAAAUUUUUUAUCUUUUUAUUUUUGUUUUUCGGAAUGUCUAUGGGAAAAAAUGAAUGAGAGAUUUACUUCUGGAACCGGGGGCAGAUGGCCACAGUUGAGCUCCAUUAGGUUAAAUUUAAACUGAGUAUUACUGCCCUGAAAGUUAUCCAGUUCCAUUUCAAUAUAAUUAGUUUUUACAUUGUCCAAUGUGAUAACAAUAGUCUCUCAGCUUAUGCUUUGACAUCUAUAACCAUGGAUUAAUUGUAAAAUACAUUUUGACCUAUAAAUUUCUAAAAUAUGGUUAUCACACACAGAAGGCUAUUUUGAUGUGCCUUCAGUGCCCUUACAUGUUAUCUAAGACUUUUUCCAUACAAUAGUAGUAUAUGCAAAGAUUAUGCUGCUUACAGAAUGUGUCCUGGUCCACUAGAGGGGGACAUGCACUUGGCCAUUACUGUACUGUACAAAGCUGCUGCAGUAGGAUUUGUCAUCCAUGUGUUAUUUAAAAUGUUUACAGCACAUCUGUAUUAAUCUAUGCAUAUAACAGCAACUAAUUUCACUGCUCAUAAUUAAACACAGUGCAUUUAAGAUAGACCGCACUGAAACAGAAAUAUAUACAAUUCUUUUAGCAAAUAAAUUCAACCAAAGGAACCAGUUUAGAAUGUUUUUCCCAGUAAUGGAUUUUGACUUUUACAGAGAGUAUUGAAUGUGUCCCUGAAUGAGUGAUUAGAAUGAUGAUAGAACCUUGUUGAUAGAUUUUUUUGGUCCCUAAUAUCAAUACAGCCAACAAUUGACUAGAAUUUUAGUCCAGUUUGGUUUAGGCUAUUUUUAAACGGGGUGACAAAGCAUGUUUUCAUUGUUCAGUCCUGUCACUGCUUGUACUGCUUAUGUCCUGUAGUUACUGUAUACAUUGUGCUGAGCCUGUAUGUUAUAUUGCUGCUAGAGUUUGAGUUGAUAGUUUGCACUCAAAAAUGAAUUUCCACAAAAAUAUUUCAUUGCACCGUGAUAGAAUACAUAAGCUAUGUGUUGCGAUUAUAAAUACUGGGGUGGGGAACAGCUGCUUUCAUUACAUUAUUAUAUUCACAGUGCUGUGGUACCAUGAAUUUGGUUUUGCAACUUGAAUAUAUUUUUUAUGUGAUUCAAUAAUGUUCUUGUUUUGUGUGUGUCAGUUAUUUUCUAAACUGUAAUAUCUGGUAGUGUUGUAAAAUGAUUUGCAGUUGAAGAGCAUGCUUGUCUACAUCAGUGUUUCUCAAACUGCGGUACAGGUGACAUUGGUGGUACGCAGACUUCCACUGGUGGGACGUGGGGCCCUCUGCAGUUUGAGUAUUUCUUUUAUUUAGAGACAAAUCUAUUAAUGUUUUUGUCCUCCUUUGCAUUAGUCAUUUAUCUUAUCCAUGGUUUAGUCUAACUUUAGAGUGAGUUUAGUCCCAUUUUAGAAGAUGAUUAGUUAUAAUUUAGGCUUGAUAAGGUCCUGG